Molecule: messenger RNA, 1002 nt
Organism: Helicoverpa armigera (cotton bollworm)
Lineage: Eukaryota; Metazoa; Arthropoda; Insecta; Lepidoptera; Noctuidae
Product: pancreatic triacylglycerol lipase
Exons: 6
Coding region: 60-950 (296 amino acids)
Biological process (GO): lipid catabolic process
Molecular function (GO): lipase activity
Source: RefSeq, a predicted model, not a curated record
UAAGAUAAAUUAUAUUAAUAUAAAUCCGUGGUUACUUUGAAGGAAUUAGUUUGUGAAAAAUGGUCUCGAUCGCGAAGUGUGUUGUCCUCCUGUGCGCUGCUGUUGCAGCGUCAGGGUUCGAGCUGGGAGAGUUGGAUGUCAUAUUCCAUCUCUUCACCAGGACGAACCCGACCGUGAGCCAGCCCCUGGUGCCGUCCGUGAACUCCAUCAUGGCGUCCCUGUUCUCCCCUGCCCGCCGCACCGUCAUCACCAUCCACAGUCACGCUGACGCUGUCACUGGAAACUUCAAUGCCUUCGUCGUUAAUGCUCACCUCAAUGCCGAAGACGUAAACGUCCUGGCUAUUGACUGGAGCCCCGGCGCUGGCAUGUACUCCCAGGGUCUGGGUAACGCAGUCCAGUGCGGCGAGCGUAUCGCUCAGUUCAUCAACCUUCUGUCUUCCACCUUCGGCUACGGUCCUAACAACUACCGCCUCGUUGGAGUCGGUCUUGGUGGACACAUUGCCGGUAUUGCUGGCGACCGCACCGUUGGAGAAGUCCCUCACAUUAUUGCGAUCGAUCCUUCCUUAGUCGGCUGGACUCACCACCCCGACAUCCUGAAGCCCAGCAAUGCUGGAUUAGUCGAAGUCCUCCACGCCACUGCCGGUCUCCUUGGCUACGACCUUCCUUUGGGAGACCUUGACUUCUACCCCAACGGUGGUACCUUCCAGAACAGUUGUGCUGGUGACGUGACCUGCUCCCACAUCUUGGGUUACGCGUUCUACGCUGAGUCGGUCACUGCUGAAGGAGGCAGCAGGUUCGUCGGAACAGCCUGUGAGAGCUACGAGCAAGCCAUCUCUAACUCCUGCAGCGGAGAAAAAGACGCAGUCUUCGGUGGUCUUGCCGACAAGAGCGGCCAAACCGGUAUCUACCACUUCUCCACGAACUUCUCGCCGCCAUUCGCUCAGGGCUAAAAACUUAUUGUUAAAUGGUGUUUUGAUCUAAAUAAAUAAGAUUUUGUUAUAA